Molecule: messenger RNA, 1720 nt
Organism: Pleuronectes platessa (European plaice)
Lineage: Eukaryota; Metazoa; Chordata; Actinopteri; Pleuronectiformes; Pleuronectidae
Gene: atp6v1e1a
Product: ATPase H+ transporting V1 subunit E1a
Exons: 9
Coding region: 154-834 (226 amino acids)
Biological process (GO): proton transmembrane transport
Cellular component (GO): proton-transporting two-sector ATPase complex, catalytic domain
Molecular function (GO): proton-transporting ATPase activity, rotational mechanism
Source: RefSeq, a predicted model, not a curated record
AGUUGCGUUACCUCUGAAAUACGUCAGUCCAUGUGAACCCGCCAGGAGCUGAAGUGAGUUCCAGCUGUUUUCUGAAGUUCUGCUGGAGCGGUGGACAACUGUCACUGUUUGUGUUUACUAACUCUACACAAACACAGACUUGUACCAGCAGACAUGGCGCUGACCGACGCUGACGUGCAGAAACAGAUCAAACACAUGAUGGGCUUUAUUGAACAGGAGGCCAUCGAGUCAGUUGAGGAAAUUCAUGGCAAGGCGGAGGAGGAGUACAACAUCGAGAAAGGUCGUCUGAUUCAGACUCAGAGGGUGAAGAUCAUGGGUCACUACGAGAAGAAGGACAAGCAGAUUGAACAGCAGAAGAAAAUCCAGAUGUCCAACCUGCUGAACCAGGGGAGGCUGAAGGUGCUGAAGGCCCGAGACGACUUGAUCGUGGAUUUGCUGAAAGAGGCUCGUCAGAGACUUGGAGAGAUCGCCAAGGACCCUGUGGCGUACUGCACCCUGCUGGAGGGCCUCAUACUGCAGGGAUUCUACCAGCUGCUGGAGCCAACGGUCACCAUUCGCUGUCGACAGCAGGAUGUAGAAAUCGUUAAGGCUGCAGUGAUUAAGACCAUACCCAUCUACAAAGAGGCAGUGAAGAAGAACAUUGCCGUCAGAAUCGACCAGGAACGUUUUCUUUCAUCAGGAAUCUGUGGAGGAGUAGAAGUGUAUAAUGAUAAUGGGAAGAUCAAGGUUGCCAACACUUUGGAGAGCAGGCUAGAGCUUAUGGCUCAUCAGAUGAUGCCUGAAGUCAGAAUGAACUUGUUCGGCGCCAACCCCAACCGCAAGUUCACAGAUUAGCGUUUGGAUUUGAAGAGGGAGCAGUGCGGACACAGAUGGAAUAUUUAAGGUGACCACAGCACAACCACCUGCCGGUCACCAGGGUCAGAGAAAAGCCAGAUUUACUUAACAGGAUGCUUCUAUUUUACUUAUGGGUCGUACAACGGACUGCUUGCAACGGCUUUGAAAAUAUAUAUAUUCCCUUGGUUGUUCGGGGUACAUUUUUGCUCUUUCUAAGUUAUUAAAUUGAUAAAAUCAACGUGUUUAUGUCACAAAAGAUACACGUGUUCCUCAAACAGACUUACUCUACAUUAUCUGUAGAUCAAACAGUAUUUGAAAUAGUUUGACUUAGUGUGUGCUUGUACGUGUGUAGCAUAGGCCCCAAUAUGAAGCUGCAUGAUUUGAAGCCAGACCAUCUUGAGCACCUCCUGUUGGCUGGUGACACUAUAGGUCAUAAACUCCAUCUUCUCCAUGUUAGCGGAUGGGACGUGGAAUUAACUGAAAGGUCACACGUUCAAUUAUUUUCUUCAUUUUUUUCAAAGAUAGUUUCUGUCAUUUUAGGUAGUAUCACACUGACUGUUUGUCCAAGUGUUCAUUUUUGCGUUAAGUUCGUAUCAAUUAGUAAUUUGAUGGUAUAAAAACGGGUAGAACAUGAUUGACAGCACCUGUAUUUGAGAUAUUUUGACCUUUUGUUGUUUUGCACAAUGGGAGGAAGUCCUCGUAUACAGUUUAUGUCCGGGAUUUGCAAGGGGGGGGAAUAUAUUGUCUUCAUGUUUGUGUGAGUGGACACACGUCGUCCAUCUCUUUAUACAAUCUGUGGCGUGUGGACACAGACGAGAUGUUUUCAAGUGUUGUGGAGCGCAAAAAAACUACCAAAGAAAUAAAGUCACGUGACACAUAGAAACCA